UUUUAAUUGAAAUGUCAAAUUGUCACGUCACAAUACAAGAAAAUUAGCGGCAGGAAGGUCUUUGAGUACCAAAUGCUGUUUUAUAAAUUUUUAUUUGCCGUUGGUGAUAAUCGUCAAUUAAUGUUGAAAUAAGGAAAUAUAUGUACUUUAAACUUUAGUAAAUAUAUCAUCAUGUCUAACAAUAACAACACUUUACCAAAAGCUCCAAAAGAUUUAUGCUUCUCCGAACUUGAUUUUGUACAGGAGAACUUUGACGUUGAUGCCUUCUUGCAAGACCAUAGGAAGAAUGGCAAAUUGGAGACAAUGCGAGAUGAUCUUGGCAUGUAUUUGAAAUUAUUGCGAUCUGCCAUGAUUGACCUGAUUAACAGGGAUUAUACGGAUUUUGUGAACCUAUCUAGCAAUUUAAUCGGAUUGGACAAAGCUAUCAAUGAGUUGCAAGUACCGCUUGGACAAUUAAGGGAAGAAGUCAUGCAAGUACGGCAAGCUCUGGAUGAUGAAAUUGCAACCAUUUCAACUAAUUUAAAUAACAAUUUAAAGAUAAGAGAACGUAAACAAAGUUUACGGAGUUUACAGCAUGUGUAUAAAUCACUCAAGAAGCUUUCUUCCAUAUUAUCUAUGAAAACGUUUAUGGAGCAUCGUACAAAAAUCGACGUUUUGGAACAGGCUGCGAUUGAAUUAAAUCAAUUAAAAUUUCAUAUGUCUAAAUGUAAAUCGGAUAUCUUAGAUGAUCAAGAAAAAGAAGGUAGAGAAAUAGAGAAUUUGUACGUAACUUAUUUAAAUGAGUUAUUCUUAGCGUGUAUACAGGAAAAAAAUUCAAACUUAGCAAUCCGUUGCCUCAGAAUUUAUCUUACGCUUGAUAAAAUAGCAAAUGCCGAAGAAUUAGUGAGAUAUGAACUUGUCAGGCCCUUAGUUUAUAACGUGAUCAAUGAAGAGAAUCUUCAAUCUGAUCCACUUGGUCUACAUAAUAUUUAUCAAAGGUUACUUGAUAUUCUAAACGUGGAACUAAAACAGUUAUUGGAUAUCACGCUGUAUCCCGAUAGGAUAUCCGUGAAAGGAUUUAAUUUUCUGGUAAACAGUUUUUGGAUUGAAGUUGAAGAAAAGAUUGAGCAGUAUAUAAAAUCCAUUUUUGCUCCAGGAGAUCCAGUAUUAUUUCACAAAAGGUAUACAGCUACAUUAGAAUUUUUAACAAAAUUGGAAACGGAAUAUGGUACACGAAAAACUUUGGCGGCAUUGAAAAAUCAUCCACAAUAUAAAGAUUUUCUCAAAAAAUGGAAUUUGCCAGUCUAUUUCCAAAUUCGGUUUCAAGAGAUAGCAGGCCUCGUGGAAACAGUAUUAGUCGAAUCAAUAUCGCCAGAUUCGAUCAAAGGUAGUUUGGCUUUGCUGACGCAAACAAAUUUCUCACUUUAUGCAACUUGCGCGGUUUGGGAUAAUCUGUUACGGAUCUGGGAUGACGAUAUUUACUUGUAUCAACUAUUCCACAAGUUUUGGAAACUCAGUCUUCAAAUAUGCUCUAGAUAUCAAACUUGGUGUCAGAGUGCGAUGAAACAAGUCUGGCCGGUAAUAAAUGAAACUAAUAGUUCAAAUAAUUUGGUGCAUUCCACAAGAUUGAAUUUUCUGGUGUAUUUGUACGUUGAUGUAGAAAAGUUAGUAAAUGCACUGCCAUCUUUUCUGCAAAUAGUACAAUCAAAAAUAACAAAUAAGAAUGUUACUAUAUCAAAAUUAUUGGAAGAUUCUCUUGGUGAAACAUCUAGGAACUUAACGAAUCUUUUACCUUCGAUUACGAAAGAGAUUCUAAAUGAGCUCUCGGAACAAUGUGUAAUACAUUUGAAACAAGUGAGCGACAUUCCUAGACUAUUUAGAAGAACGAAACGAGACGUGCCAACUAAGCCUUGUCCUUAUGUGAAGAGUGCAGUGGUUCCCCUCAUCAAUUUCCUUGCAGAUUAUAGCAAGAUUAUUCCUGAAACUGUUAAUCUUUGGCUGGAAUUAACAUUGUCUUCAUUAACAGAGAACUAUUUGUUAUUUGUUACGGAUGUAUUAACAUCCGUACAGAAGACCGAGGAGAGUUUGAGGAGAUUAAAAAAGAUUCGCGACAAAUCUACUGGAAUUCUUCCUUCGGAACCACAAGGUAUUAGUGAUGACGAAAAGAUCCGUAUUCAGCUUAAAGUGGAUGUAAAUGGUUAUGCCAAUAUGAUCAAAGAUCUUAACAUCUCGACUGUCAACAUUCAUCAUCUGCAGGAGUUGAUAAAUGCUGUCGAAGCUGCUAUUAAAAAAUGAUAUCACGCAACUAAUUAUUCUUAAUUGUAUCAUUAAUGAUGCCCGAGUUUUAAUAAUGAUGUAAACGUACCACCGUUUUGUCAAAUGGAUGGUUGGGAAUUUUUACGACAAAGCUAUUAGGAGCCUCGAAAGUGUAAUGUAAAAUAUUUUCAAUUUGAGCUAAACUGCGUUAAUACAUCGAAUGAAUAUUCGUUAUUUAUAGUCAAAUAUAUGUAAAAAUUUCGUUUUCAUGUA
This is a messenger RNA of Ooceraea biroi (clonal raider ant), 2508 nucleotides long. RefSeq names its product conserved oligomeric Golgi complex subunit 2 (gene Cog2). Gene Ontology annotation, cellular component: membrane; COG complex. The record is from RefSeq and is a predicted model, not a curated record. Gene Ontology annotation, biological process: Golgi organization; protein transport; intra-Golgi vesicle-mediated transport. NCBI's taxonomy places the organism in Eukaryota, Metazoa, Arthropoda, Insecta, Hymenoptera, Formicidae.